Messenger RNA from Spinacia oleracea (spinach), 1919 nucleotides. Its product is annotated as wax ester synthase/diacylglycerol acyltransferase 4. Gene Ontology annotation, molecular function: diacylglycerol O-acyltransferase activity. The coding region runs from base 330 to 1760 and encodes 476 amino acids. The transcript is spliced from 5 exons. Gene Ontology annotation, biological process: triglyceride biosynthetic process. The record is from RefSeq and is a predicted model, not a curated record. Lineage: Eukaryota; Viridiplantae; Streptophyta; Magnoliopsida; Caryophyllales; Amaranthaceae. Gene Ontology annotation, cellular component: plasma membrane.
GUAAAGACCACCAAUGGACAUAAAAAUACCCUUGGGUGUACGGUGCAACUAAUAAUUUUCAGACAACGUUAGCGAAAACAAUAAUGACCGACAACUAACGUUAGCAAAAAUCAAACUGAGUAGUUGGUAGUUGACAAAGAGUAUGUAAUGCAGGAAAUUCAACUUAAACAAAAUUAUGCACUUGAUGUUUGAUUGAGAAAUCCUAAUAUGUUCAUACUAUAAAAUUUCGCAAAAGUUGUUCCCAUUAUCACCACCACAACCAAAAUAACGCGAAAAAUACUGCAGUAUAAUUACCUACUUCACAAUAGCAAUCUAUCCAUAUAAGAAAAAUGAAGUCGAAAUUGCAAGUAAUAACAGAAAGAGCCAAGCUGCAGGAAAAUGAUGAAGCAGAACCUGUAUCGCCUACCGGACAAUACUUCAACAGCAAAGCAUUAUCAGUCUGCAUCCUUGCAAUUCUGGAAACUGAAGUUCCCUUUGAUGAUUCAUGUGCUGUCACACAACUUCGAGACGUUUUCCUUCCCAUCAACCCCAGAUUUUCAUCAAUCAUGAUAACUGACAACACUGGAGUAAGACAAUGGAAAAGGGUAGAAGUGAACCUUCAAGAUCAUAUUAACGUUCCCAGUUUCCCAGAAGACCUAUCAACUGAAUCAUACGAUGAAUUCUUCGACGAAUAUCUGACAAAAAUCAGCGCACAUCCACUGCCACAAGAAAGGCCAUUAUGGGAACUUCACAUAGUCAACUGCCCAACAAGCAAAGCAGCUGGACAUGUAAUCUUCAAGCUUCACCAUGCACUUGGUGACGGAUACUCUCUAAUGGGAGCACUUCUUUCCUGUGUGAAAAGAGCUGAUGAUCCUUCUCUUCCGUUAACAUUCCCUUCAACUAGAUCAAGCUCUAAGUUUAAGAGCAAGAACUCCAUGGAUGUUAUAAGCUUGCUCCCACAAACUGUAUCUGCAAUCUUCAAAGGAGUUUAUGAUUUUGGGUGGAGUUUCCUGAAAAGCACUUGUAAUGCAGAUGAUAAGACACCCAUCAGGUCUGGAAAGAGUCUGGGUUUCCAACCAACCAAAAUCUCUACUAUAGAGUUAUCCCUGGAUCAAAUUAAAGAAAUCAAAGCAAGAUUAGGCACUACAAUAAAUGACAUUCUUGCAGGGAUAAUUUUCCUCGGGGUUCGAAGCUACAUGCAAGCAACAGACACAGAAUCCAGCAGUUUACAAUCUACAGCAUUGGUGCUGCUCAACACUAGGAACACCAGAAGUUAUAUGUCAAUUGAAGAAAUGGAAAAGGCACAUACCAAAAUGUGGGGGAACCAAUUUGCAUUUUUGCAUGUAGCGAUGCCUGAAUUAGUCGAUGAUAAAUACUCCAACCCCCUUGAUUUCAUCUACGAAGCACAGAAACAGAUCACGAGGCUCAGGAAUUCACCAGCACUCUAUCUCACAGCUCAGUGCCUAGAGAUUGUAAGGAAAUGCAGAGGACCUGAGUCAGCAGCUGAAGUUAUCUACAAUACAAUGAACAAAUCAAGCUUCGGAAUGUCAAACAUGAUAGGUCCACUUGAACAAGUGACCUUAGCUAAUCAUCCAGUCAAAGGCAUAUACUUCAUGGUUUGUGGCACUCCUAAGAGCCUAGUAAUAACAAUUAUGAGUUACAUGCAAACUGUGAGGAUUGGAGUAGGAGUUGAAAAGGGAUUCAUAGACUCACAAAAGUUGACCUCAUGCAUCGAGAAUGCUUUUGAUUUGACAUACAAAGCAGCCACAACGAACCAUUAAAAAGAUUUCAGACAACAGAAAGUUUCUCCUCAGGUGGAUGUCGGUUUAUCUCAGAUUAUGACAUUUCAGUUAGCUCUAGCCUUUCAUUUCUUUGAUCAGUUCAGUCAGCAGAUACUAUUCCUAUUCUAGUACAAGCAAAAGAAAAUGGUUCUAUGUCUA